UCUGUACGAGUGCUCGUAUUUCGUCUGUCCAAUUGCUAUACAGCACGAAGAGGGUCCCGCAGUUGCCUUUCCGCACGUCCAGGAAGCUUGUGACUGGCUGAAACGCGGUCCCGGCGCUCAGCAGCCGGUAACUUGUCGUCGAAGUAGCAUUGGCCAGUGCAGACCAAGCUACUAGCCGUAAUGGUCGAGAUGUGUAUUACUUGAACUACGAUAGCCUGCUCGUUUCGUAUAUUCGUCGUUCGGGAUGGACGCAGUACUGCAGAGAAUCGGCGCGGCGUUAGCAUAAUAAUUGAAGGUACAAGGUGGCGUGCGUUUGCGCCCCGCCAAAACGCCGACAUCACUAGCUCAGCUGGCAAACGUGGGAGACCGUGGAGCAUGGAAUACCUCUUUGCUCAACUGCACCGCAGUAGAUGCUCUUCCACUGACUCGUCCACCUGAGGUAGGCCGCACCACGACUUACUUACAGCGCAAUGUAAUGUACGACGGGAGAGCAAGCGUAGCCAGGCCCCGAACUAACUCGUCCUGAACGCAUGAUUGCCUACCAAGCCAACAUACAUCGAUGCGCCGUCACACCGCAGCACAAACGUCAGCCCAGGGCCUCAACGGCAGGUAGCCAGUUCGCUUUAUAGAAACAUUGCCUGAUCUAAUGCAGCCCCCAGCGUAGAGCUGUGUCUGGACAAACCUGGAGGGUUUUCUGCACGUCAAGAAGAAGAAUUCUUUCCAGCCCUGACAUGUAGACCUGGCUCGAACCCUGACCCCUGCGGAGCUGUUGCCCCAGCAAGCCAGAGGUGCUGAGCGCGACUGCUAAACCUUUCAUCCUUGCUUUAUACCUUGGAUCGCGGGCCAGAGGAUUACUAGUAGUGCUAGUGGUUGUUCUGCUGCUGCUGCAACGAGCGCUAAUGAGUGUCGAGGUGUUGGAUGUUUUUGUGCAUCGUGGGGCUCUGCUAAGCUGAAUUCGUAGUGCGGUAGGGAUUGAACACUGGAGCACAUGAAGUGAACAGCAGGUGUAUCUCUAGCUCGUGUUUGGGGAUUCAACGGUGUCCCUUUCAACACUCGGCAAUGGAACUGGAUAGAGCAAGUCGCUGAAACUGCCGAAGUGUUGCUUCUCAACGGUCCCAGGCUUUCAUCUCGCCUCCCACUGCCAGUCAUCUUCUGUGCGUGUGUGUGUGUGUGUGUGUGUGCAGUGUGACCACACUGGUUUGUGCAUUGACACCUUGUCUGCUCAGUACGUCCAACCGUGCAAACAUGGCGGAGGAAACCAAAGCGGACGGAGAACAGCAAGCGGCCGCCUCGCCUCCCUCCACUCCCAGAGAGGAUGGCACGGCGUCGCCAGCUCCGACUGUUUCCGAAACGAAAAUUGUUUAUCACAUCGGCACGCAGGACAUGCCCUACUUAGUGAAAGUCGCCAAAACCGUUGACAAGGUGACGCUGCUGGAUUUCAAGAAUUCGCUCAGUCGUCCGCUGGCGAACACAAAGUUUUUCUUCAAGACCAUCGACGAGGAUAUUGGCGUGGUCAAGGAGGAAAUCGAGAGCGACGACUCCGUGUUACCGUCCGAGAAAGGUCGCAUCGUUGCGUGGCUUGUUCGCAAUGAUCCUGCACCGUCAGAAGGUUCUGAUAAGUCGUCCAACGGUGGCUCGGCACCGGAUCUGGUCAAACAAGUCACCUCCAGACAGGUCAAGCACUAUCCGUCAUCGGCUUCGAAUAGUAGAAAGCGCUCCUCAACGAGCGAUCUUUCGUCGUCGGGACGGAAGUCCGAUGGUGAUUGCUUGAGCCUUGGCUCUGCUCUCUCCGAUGAUGACGCACGGUCGAGGCGCAGCGGUCGUCAUCGCCAGUCCAGCAGAUCUGGAUAUCGGAAAUGCUCAUCAGGUACAGCUAGUGACAGUGGUAGCAGUGUGGAUAGGAGAAGACGCAGACAAGUGCGCACGUCAGGUCAUGAGAGUGAGCCGGGACUGUCGGGAACGGAGAGUAUGGCAGAGACGAUGUCGGUCAUGUCCAGUGAGCUGGACGCUAGCAGUUACUUUGAAUCUGACUGCAGCAGCCGGGUCAGCUGUUCCGAUGUUCAAAGUGUCCGCUCUGCUCGGUUUCGCUCGCGACGCAAACGCAAACACUUACCUCGGUAUGAAUCGUACAGCAGUGUGACAGAAUCCACCGUGGAGUCCCUGAACAUACUCACUGUCACACUGGAUAUGGAAAAUGUCAACUUUCUUGGAAUCAGCAUUGUCGGACAGAGCAAUGAUGAUGGAGAUGGCGGCAUAUUUGUAGGCUCUGUCAUGAAAGGAGGUGCUGUUGACCUGGAUGGAAGAAUAGGCCCUGGCGACAUGAUACUGCAGGUGAAUGAUGUCAACUUUGAGGAGCUGAACAAUGAUUCUGCUGUCAAAGUGAUGCGAGACAUUGUCAAGACUCCAGGCCCCAUCACAAUCACUGUGGCAAAGUGUUUCGACCCGACUCCAGUCGAGACAUUGGAGACGAUAAACCCUAGAACUGAUCCGGUGCAUCCUAUCGAUCCGAGUGCGUGGGUCAAGCAUACGCAAGCCAUUCAAGCGCUGUACGGUAGCUACACCGAUGGCACGAUGAGCAGCAUCACGUCGACCAGUUCCGGAACGUCGUUCACCGGAUCCGAGCUACCCGAAGCUGAUCGACCCAUUCUACCACGCAACAACAAGAUGCUGUCGGCUGACACGCCAGUCGACCAAGUAGCUAGGAUCAUGGCGGCCAGUAACUCCGGGCUGGAGGUGCGCGACCGCAUGUGGCUCAAGAUCGUCAUACCACGCUCCUUCAUUGGGUCCGACGUAGUAGAAUGGUUGUUCACCAACAUUGAGGGCUUAAAGGAAAGGCGGCAAGCUCGCAAGUAUGCCAGCAGCAUGCUACGAGCUGGGCAUAUCCGACACACCGUCAACAAGAUCACGUUCAGUGAGCAAUGCUACUACAUCUUCUCAGCAGAAAUCAUCAAAGACUUCCCACACUUGCAAGUGCAGUCCAGCAAGAACGGCAAGAACGGCAACAUCAAAGUGGCCGGAUCGGAUCGUCCCGUAGGUCCCUGGACGCCACUGAGUUACACCAUCGCCGGCCCGAGAGCAAUGGGCAUGAUGACGGACAGCAGCAGCGGCGGAGGCGCCAACUCUGAGCGCAUGCACCAGUACCUACGCCCGUACGACAGCAUGUCCAUGUCGACGCUGGCCUCGCUGCACCGCAACGCCGCCGCCGAGACCUCCAGCCUGGACAGCCAUGUGAUGGCGGGACACGGCCAUGCACACUCCCCCGGCGGCGGCCACGGCACACUGGAACAGCACAGUCCCAACGGCAGCGUGACCAGCGUCGACAGCAGCGCCAGCACCAUCACCAGCGCCAGCCGCGUGGCCGCCAACCAGUAUCGCAAGAUCAGACGCCACUUCGACGCCAUGUCCGUCAGCAGCAGCAACAACCUGUCGGACAAGGAGAAGGAGCGCUUGUCGCGCAUCGCCAGCAAGCUGCGUCGCGGCAGCAUGUCCAGUCUCAACACGCUAUCCAGUGCUGUCCCUCUAUCACCCGCCAGUGGCAUGACUGCACAGCAGAAUGGCAAGCAAAUGGUAGACACCGACAUGACCAGCAUGUCGCAUUCCGCUGAUGUGCAGUCGCCGCAUUCCAAAUCGCCGCAUUCCAAGUCGCCGCAUUCCAAGUCGCCGCAUCCCAAAUCGCCAUCGCCGCUUCUCACCAACAGAAGGAAUGGCAAGAAUGUGGACAAUGUGUCCUUGGCGGCCAGUGACAUUUCUCCACAUCAGCAGCAGCAUCAGCAACAAGCCGGACUUCAAAUCCAGUUGCCUGCACACUUGGCUGUCAGCCAGCAGAGCUUCCGCCAGGCCAUGAAGCAGCCGCACAACCAAUUCUACAUGGAUGUCAUGUACAUUUAAAAUAGAUAAACGGAGGAGAGAGGACGCUUAGCUGGCGAGAAAGAAUGUGUAACGUUGAAACUAAACUAUAGUGGUAUAUCUAAUAUUUUUUUACCAAACCUAAAUGGAUGUACAUAAUAAAUUAAUAAUACUAAAUGGGUUAUAUACAAAGUACAAGCAAGUAAGUAUAAAUAAUGCCAAUGCGACAGUGCAAAUUGAUAAGUUGCUUGUAGAGGAAUUUUUUAGGCAAAUGUUGAAGAAGAAUAUACAACAAUACAAUAUUUAUAGCAUAA
This is a messenger RNA of Sycon ciliatum, 4160 nucleotides long. Its product is annotated as segment polarity protein dishevelled homolog DVL-3-like. Lineage: Eukaryota; Metazoa; Porifera; Calcarea; Leucosolenida; Sycettidae. The transcript has 20 exons. The record is from RefSeq and is a predicted model, not a curated record. Gene Ontology annotation, molecular function: frizzled binding. Bases 1246 to 3888 code for a protein of 880 amino acids. Gene Ontology annotation, biological process: Wnt signaling pathway; intracellular signal transduction.